Molecule: messenger RNA, 1218 nt
Organism: Entrophospora candida
Lineage: Eukaryota; Fungi; Glomeromycota; Glomeromycetes; Entrophosporales; Entrophosporaceae
Source: the annotation of a GenBank genome assembly
AUGCAGAAAGUAACUCGUGAAAAACCACUGCAUAUGCUGAGGCAAACGUGGUCAAAAUUUGAAGAUUCAAAUUCAUCGCGUUUCAAGCAACAUUUAAAAUGGGUUCAUCCAAAAGAUAGAAUUCCGGAAUGGAAAAUAAAAGUUGAUGAUAUAGUAAAAAUUAUCUCUGGUAAAGCAAAAGGCCAAGUUGGUAAAGUGAUCAAAGUGGAUAAAUGGGCGAAUAGGGUCUUUGUUGAUAAUGUGAACUUUAGUAAAAAAACACCAAGAACCGAAUAUGAGACAGAGGAUUUUGAUCCAUCAAGCAUUGAGAAAACUGGUUCUUGGUGGAUGAGGAAAACUUUAAGAGCAAUUCAUGUAUCGAAUGUUUCUCUCAUACAUCCUGAACAUAUAAAACCUUUUGAAGAGGGAUCUAUCCCAGAAAAAGAUGUACAGGCAGUUAGAGUUGAAUUGAUAAAAAAGAAAAAAAAGAAUAAGAUUGUAUCAUUUAGAUAUAUCCCUAAACUUAAUAUGUAUUAUGAUCCUAUAAAAAAGGAAAAGAAAGAGGUCGAAAAAAAAGGAACUGCUAAGUGGGAUACAAGAAUAGAAGAGGUAGAAAGAAGAACAUUAGAAGUCAAUUUACUUCCUCCUUUUCCUCCCAAAUUGGCUGCUGUAUAUGAAGGUUUAUCACGGAUCAGAAAUGAUGAAAUUGGAGUUACAAUUGCUUAUGGAUUACAUUGGUCUUGUUAUGGAAUAUUACAUGCCUUAAUUACAAUUACUUUAUUUUAUUAUGGUUCAACAUUAAUUAAAAUGACGCAAAAAAGCUUUAUACUAUCAGGCGUUAUACCUGACGGAAGUCGAGAAAACAAUGUACAAUUACGUUUCUUUGGCGCUAGUAAUGAAAAUUCUGAUCCGAGCGAAAUUACUAUGAAACAUUUAAAAUUAAUAAAAAAUCUUCGAAAAAUGCGUAUCUUUAGUUAUACCUUAACGGGUUGCUUCUUCAUGUGCACAAUUUCUUUAUUUGCAAUGGCAGUAAUGGGUUAUAAACUAUUUGAGAUCACUCUAUUAUCUCAAUUAUAUUAUGCUCUUUGUAGUAUAGGGGUUCCUUUGGCUUGUAUCGGUAUAAAUUUUGGCAUUAUACAAGCAGAAAUCCAUCCAUCUGGUUUGAUAGAUACAAUAGCAGACUUAUCUAGUUACUACCAUAGUCAAUCUGAAUCUAAUAGUAGUGAAAAUCCUUUGUAA